AUGCUAAGAACUACUACUAGAGUGACUUAUGUAUCCAGAUCUUGUAUAAGGACUAUCAAUUCAGAAGCUUACACAUCUACAAUUAUUGGGCUGAAGAAGGAUUUAAAACAAGCAAUGCUUGCAAAGGAUGAUGCAAAGAAAACAACGAUAAGAAAUAUCUUAAGCACAGUCAAAAACAUGGAAUUAGAUAAUCAAGGAAAAGACUUUAAUGAAUUAACAUUAUUUGGUAUUUAUUCGAAAUUGAUAAAACAAAGAAAAGACUCAAUUGCAGAAUUCAUUAAAAAUGAUAGAACUGAUUUAGCGUCAAAGGAAGAAACUGAACUAGCUAUCAUUAACUCAUAUUUGAAGUUACUCCCUGUAGCAUCACAAGAAGAAGUCGAUAAGAAAGUAACUGAGUUAUUGACUAAAGUGAAAUCAGAACAAGGUGACAAUGUCCAAUUAAAGGAAAUAUUACGUUCCUUAAACUUCAAAAUUUUACAAGUACAAUGGAAAACAACCCAGGGGGUCAUUGUCCAAUCAUUAACUAGACACUAUAGAGAAAUCUUCAACUAG
This is a messenger RNA of Tetrapisispora phaffii CBS 4417, 552 nucleotides long. RefSeq names its product Aim41p (gene AIM41). Gene Ontology annotation, cellular component: mitochondrion. Gene Ontology annotation, molecular function: carbon-nitrogen ligase activity, with glutamine as amido-N-donor. Bases 1 to 552 code for a protein of 183 amino acids. The record is from RefSeq and is a predicted model, not a curated record. The transcript has a single exon. NCBI's taxonomy places the organism in Eukaryota, Fungi, Ascomycota, Saccharomycetes, Saccharomycetales, Saccharomycetaceae.